Messenger RNA from Cynocephalus volans (Philippine flying lemur), 1768 nucleotides. RefSeq names its product target of rapamycin complex 2 subunit MAPKAP1-like. The record is from RefSeq and is a predicted model, not a curated record. The transcript has a single exon. Bases 156 to 1670 code for a protein of 504 amino acids. Gene Ontology annotation, cellular component: cytoplasm; plasma membrane; TORC2 complex. Gene Ontology annotation, molecular function: phosphatidylinositol-4,5-bisphosphate binding. Gene Ontology annotation, biological process: TORC2 signaling. Lineage: Eukaryota; Metazoa; Chordata; Mammalia; Dermoptera; Cynocephalidae.
GGGCUGGGAGGCGUGGGGGAGCCGGGCCCUCCCCUCAGGAACGUGUCCUGGGGCCGACCCGGUCCAUAGUGUGGAAGCAGCUUCAGGUAGGUGAGCUCGUGGAACAAUAUGAAGAGGAGAAAAUAGCCUUUUAAGGAGAUUGGCCCACAGAAAGGAUGGCCUUCUUGGACAAUCCAACUAUCAUUCUAGCUCAUAUUCGACAGUCACAUGUGACCAGUGAUGACACGGGAAUGUGUGAGAUGGUUCUCAUUGACCAUGAUGUUGACCUAGAGAAGAUUCAUCCUCCUUCAAUGCCUGGAGACAGUGUGUCAGAAAUUCAGGGAAGCAAUGGUGAGACUCAGGGCUAUGUAUAUGCCCAGUCAGUUGAUAUUACCUCAAGUUGGGACUUUGGUAUUAGAAGACGCUCAAACACAGCUCAAAGAUUAGAACGACUCCGAAAAGAGAGACAAAACCAGAUCAAAUGCAAAAAUAUUCAGUGGAAAGAAAGAAAUUCUAAGCAAUCAGCCCAGGAGUUAAAGUCACUGUUUGAAAAAAAAUUGCUCAAAGAGAAGCCUCCAAGUUCUGGAAAGCAGUCAAUAUUAUCUGUACGCCUGGAGCAAUGCCCUCUGCAGCUGAAUAACCCCUUUAAUGAGUAUUCCAAAUUUGAUGGCAAGGGUCAUGUAGGUACAACAGCAACCAAGAAGAUUGAUGUCUACCUCCCCUUGCACUCAAGCCAGGACAGACUACUGCCAAUGACUGUGGUGACAAUGGCCAGCGCCAGGGUACAGGACCUGAUUGGACUCAUCUGUUGGCAGUACACAAGCGAGGGACGGGAGCCGAAGCUCAAUGACAAUGUCAGUGCCUACUGCCUGCAUAUUGCUGAGGAUGACGGGGAGGUGGACACUGAUUUCCCCCCACUAGAUUCCAACGAGCCCAUUCAUAAGUUUGGCUUCAGUACUUUGGCCCUGGUUGAAAAGUAUUCAUCUCCUGGUCUGACUUCCAAAGAGUCUCUCUUUGUUCGAAUAAAUGCUGCUCAUGGAUUCUCCCUUAUUCAGGUGGACAACACAAAGGUCACCAUGAAGGAAAUCUUGCUAAAGGCAGUGAAGCGAAGAAAAGGAUCCCAGAAAAUUUCAGGCCCUCAGUACCGCCUGGAGAAGCAGAGUGAGCCCAAUGUUGCCGUUGACCUGGAGAGCACUUUGGAGAGCCAGAGCGCGUGGGAAUUCUGCCUGGUCCGCGAGAACAGUUCAAGGGCAGACGGGGUUUUUGAGGAGGACUCACAAAUUGGCAUAGCUACAGUACAGGAUAUGCUUAGCAGCCACCACUACAAGUCAUUCAAAGUCAGCAUGAUCCACAGACUACGAUUCACAACUGACGUACAGUUAGGUAUCUCUGGAGACAAAGUAGAGAUAGACCCUGUUACGAAUCAGAAGGCCAGCACUAAGUUUUGGAUUAAGCAGAAACCCAUCUCAAUCGAUUCUGACCUGCUCUGUGCCUGUGACCUUGCUGAAGAAAAAAGCCCCAGUCAUGCAAUAUUUAAACUCACGUAUCUAAGCAAUCACGACUAUAAACACCUCUACUUUGAAUCAGAUGCUGCUACUGUCAAUGAAAUCGUGCUCAAGGUUAACUACAUCCUGGAAUCACGAGCGAGCACUGCCCGGCUGACUAUUUUGCUCAAAAACAAAGAAAACUGAACAGACGUACAAGCUUCAGCUUCCAGAAGGAGAAGAAAUCCGGGCAGCAGUUAUACUGGCCUCAACCCUCAGUCUGUUGCUGUGGCCCCAGAGCCUGC